CGCUCAUCUCCAGCUCACUCCCACUCUCACUCUCACUGUUUAUUGUCUUGUUAUUUGUGGCAGUGGCUUUUACAGCUUCCCAUUGACGAUCGGCCAGCGCUUGCCUCUUGUCACCCAGCUACCCCACUCUAGUUUGAGAAAAUCCCACGAUCCUCAGCUAAACCAUCAUCAUCAACAACCCGAUCCAAUUUCAAACAACCCAUCGAACCCCACCCGAACCAAACCAACCCAACCCAACCCCUCCCAACCAACCCCCGAAAUCGAAAUCGAAAUCAAAAAUCGAACCAAAAUGUCCCAACUCAACUACCGCACAAUCAACAUCGACGUCCUGGACCCCGACGCCUCGAUCAACUUUCCGAUGGACACGCUGCUGCCGGCGACGCUGCCGGCGCCGACGACCUCGAGCGCGGCCGCCGCCGUGGCCGGCGAGGUGCGCCAGCUGCUGCGCGGCGGGGACCCGGCGGCGGCGCUGCGGCACGUGCUGGACACGGCGCCCCUGGGCGGCGACGAGCGCGCCAAGGAGGUGCACCUGGCGGCCGUGACCGAGGUGUUGCAGGGCAUCCGGCAGGCGGAGAUGAGCCGCGUGCUGGAGGGGGUGUGCACCGGCCAGGACGGCGGGGCCGAGCGCGCCGACUGUUUGAUGAAGUAUCUCUACAAAGGCAUGGCCUCCCCCGUCUCCGCGCAAACCCCCCGCAAAUCCGUCUCCCCGCAGAGUACGGGGUUCUCGCAGAUCCAGGGCCGCAAUCUGGGCGAGGGGGGCGGCGGACAGCAGAUGAGUGUGCUGUUGAGCUGGCAUGAGAAGUUGGUGGAGUUGGUGGGGACGGGGUCGAUUGUGCGGGUGAUGACGGAUCGGAGGACUGUUUAGUUUUUUUUUUGUUAAUACUUUGUGGUAAGAAUGGGAGAGCGAUGAGGCUAUACCUAUACCUCAUAUUUUCAUCGUCAGUGCCAAGUUGACCGUAUAUAUUGUGCGCCUCUUUUUGUUUUGGGACUAUAUCAUACAACACACUCCCAG
Molecule: messenger RNA, 1012 nt
Organism: Aspergillus brunneoviolaceus CBS 621.78
Lineage: Eukaryota; Fungi; Ascomycota; Eurotiomycetes; Eurotiales; Aspergillaceae
Product: actin-related protein 2/3 complex subunit 5 family protein
Exons: 3
Coding region: 290-865 (191 amino acids)
Biological process (GO): Arp2/3 complex-mediated actin nucleation; regulation of actin filament polymerization
Cellular component (GO): Arp2/3 protein complex; cytoplasm; actin cytoskeleton
Molecular function (GO): actin filament binding
Source: RefSeq, a predicted model, not a curated record